Molecule: messenger RNA, 729 nt
Organism: Gavia stellata (red-throated loon)
Lineage: Eukaryota; Metazoa; Chordata; Aves; Gaviiformes; Gaviidae
Exons: 7
Coding region: 118-729 (203 amino acids)
Cellular component (GO): membrane
Source: RefSeq, a predicted model, not a curated record
UCCGCCCGGAGCCGCCGCCGCGGAGCAGCGCCGGAAAGCUGUUCCCCCCUUCGCUGGAGGGCCGCGACGCUGCUUUCCAGUCUCGCCCGUGGGGGUUUACGUGUGAAUGAGAGCAGAAUGGAUCGCUAUCGAUACUUCAUCUUCAACCAGAGGAACAUGGUGGUGCUGGGGCUGUUCCAGAUAGCCUUCAGCACGGUGUGCGUCGUCAGCGGGUUCAUAGACGGCGUUUUCAGGACGGAGUCUCAGCUGGGCAAAACCAGAGCUCCAGUCUGGGCUGGGAUGGUGAUGGGAGUCCCAGGCAUCCUGGCUUUGUUUUCCUCUCAGAGGAAGAAUCCAGUUCUUGUGAAUGUGCUGAUAGUAGCUUCCAUUAUCUCUUGCAUUGCCAUCCUCAUCGUAAUAGUUUAUAGCUCCCUCACACUGAACUAUGGUGAAGAGGAGGAGCUGAGUUCUGCCCCAGUCCAUGUUAUCCAUACAAAGUUCGUACUUAAUAAAGUAGUCAAGGGUGCUAACGUAGCCAUGCUAGCCGCAUCUAUCUGCAGUGCUUUUGUGGUGCUGGUGAUGGCUUACCUGGGAUGCCGGAGUCUUCCACGCUGCUCGUGCUACGACAGUGUAACUGGGAUGGAAUGGUUGCAACCUAGUGAGGACCAAAGUCAGGCUGUGGAAAUGGUUUGCGCUGUACAAAGCCUUGAGCAUGAAGUGGUAGAUUACUUCUCCCACGAUGUAGAUUGA